UCUUUAACAUUAACUGACUUUUUCAUUUAGUCGUAUUAUACUGCAAAUGUUUUUGUCGAACACAGAAACUGAUUCACGGAAGUUUUAAGUUAAAUUAAAUUAGUUAUUGAAAGAUUUUAAUUGUUAAAUAUGAAGAGAUCGAAGCACAAAGUGAAGACGGAGACGCCAGAGCCGUCAGCGUCGACGAAAUUGGAGGAAGUCCAUGAUUUAACUUAUUAUAUUCAUGAUCGGGUUGAAAUGGUUCACCAAGUAUUUUCCGUGAUGAAAUACAAAGAAUUGAAGAGCAUAUUGCCUGCCAGCAUUAGAAACAUAUCCAUAGACGAUCUACAGGAACUCUGCACGGAAGAGCUACUUGGCAUUAGUUCGAAGCGUCUCCUCGCGAUACUGGACGGAGCGGAGCCUCCAUCAGACACAGAGUCCUCCAGCCCGUCCCCUCCACCGGAGCUGGAGACAAUAUCCCUGGACAGCAUAUCCUCGGACGAUGAGAUCCUCAGCCAGGCUAGCAGUAAGAAGAAGAAGCACAAGCACCGUCGCCAUUCGAAAUCGAAAAAGCACAAGAGGUCCAAAGAGCAGGGUGACUCGUCGAGCGACAAGAACAAGGCGUCUCGCGCCGGACUCACCGUGCUCGAGCUGCUCGAGUUACAAGCACGGGCGCGCGCCAUACGAGCACAACUGCAGAACGAACAGCAACACAAACCGGUAUCAGAGAGUGCAUCCAAGGAACCAGUCUCCAACUCUUCAGACAAUGAGGUGGAAAUCAAGGAGGAACCGGCCGAGGUGGUGGAGAUCAGCAGUGAUGAUGAGAAGCCCAACAUACAGGAGCUGCAGACUAAAGUGACCCAACCGGCGUCCGAACCCCAGCCCACGACAGUGACAAAGAAAAUAAAUGACCUUAUAAUCACUGUACCACAGAAAUCAAAACAAAAAAUAAAAUUAAAUCGACAAAAAUCACAAACUACCGCUCUAGAAACAGACAAAGAUAAAGUUGCCAGCACUAAAAACCCUAAUAUAAGUGUUGCCACACCUAAAAAUAGUAACGAGAAAGAGGAAAAAGCUAAAAAAGAUAAGAGUAAGAAAAGAAAAAAGGAAAAGAUAAGGAAAGAUGAUAUUGACAAUGAUGAAAUAACUCUUCAAUUAUCUGAUACUGAGAAAAUGGAUCUGCUAGAAGAUUUAGAUCGAAAACAUUUCGAUACUGUUAGCUCUUGUUCCAAUUCCAGCUCCGAAUCCAGUGAUACUGACGCCACAGAAGAUAAGAAAGAAGAAGAACCGAAAAAAGAUAGCGCAGAAGCUAUAAAAGUACAAUCAGAAGUCGUCACUAACUCAGUAGAGAUACAAGAUAAGAUAGAAGUGUUGGAAGAUAGUAUUGUAACUAUUAAAGAUAAACCAGAAGCAUUAAAAGAUAUGAAUGCUGACAAUAAUGACAGUCAGAUAGAAAAUGAUCAAACUAAGACUUCUCCCACACAAGAAGUUGACAAAUCUUCUGAAUUAGAUACUAGUAUUAAUAAAGAAGUAAUACAAAGUACAGAAGUAAUAGAAAAUGCUGAAAAAGAAAAUGAUAUUGCUGAAAAAGCUUCUGAAGAAGUUAAUUCUAAAGAAUGUUUAAAUACAGAAGAUAUACCUAAUAAUGAUGUACCAAGUGAAUCUUUAACAGAAGAGAAAAAAGAUUUGUCAGAAGGUGAAUUAUCAGAUAGAGAAAGUUCAGAAGUGGAAGCGAUGGAUUUAAAGCCAGAAGUAGUUUGCAUAUCAGACGAAGAAGAUAGAAAAGGUAAAAAGAAGAAAAAGAAAAAAGAUAAGAAAUCAAAGAAGAGUAAGAAGAAGGAUUUUCGUGAGAGCGCCGAUGAAAACUUUUAUAAAGAAGAAAAGAUAAACGAAAAAGAUAAAGAAACCACUGAAAUAGUACACACAGAAGAUUGUACUAAACAUACUUCAACAGAUAUUGAUGAAAAGAUAAAUUUAACGUCAGAAGAAGAAGGAAAAGAUACAAAAGAAGAUUUAAAUAAUGAAAAAUCUUCUAAUAUUAAUUCUGAAUCGGAUAUAGAUGCCGUAUACGAAAUUAUGGAACUAUCAGACAGUUCGUCUUGCUAUGAGGUUGAAUGCACUCUCUCUAAGGAACCAACUACUUCAGAAAUCGAAGCCUUAUCAGCCAAAAUAGAUGAGAUAGAGAGAGAAGAGAUUAUAACACAGAAAGAGAUAGAAGAUUACGAGAAGAGAGAAGCAGAGAAGAGAGAAUGGGAGAUAGUAGAGAAUACUUCAUGGAAAGAUAGGUAUUUAGACAGCACUAAAGUGAAAAAAGUGCUUUCGACUGCAAAUAUACUGAAUGCGUUGAGAAAAAAGAAUAUUGAUUUGAAAAAGAGGUUAGCGGAGACGAAGAAAGAGAUAGAGAUUGAGUUAGUAGAGAUAGAGAAAGAGAAAGAGAGUGCUUUAGAAGAAGGAACUAUUGAACAAUAUAAUACAUUAGAAUCGUCAACUACAUAUGUCGAUCCAGUUAAAGAACUGCCGAAAGAUUUGAAAAAAGAUGCGAAAUUACUUCUGAAAAUGUAUAAAAAGUUGCUCAAGUACAAUGAUAUUAAUAAAACUGAUGAUCCUAAUAAGAAGAGAAAGAAAAAGAGUAAGAGAAGUAAGAAGGAGAAGAGAGAAGUGAGUGGAGUUAUAGAGGAGAAGAGUACAGAGUAGUAUUUUUGUAUAAUUUAAAUUAUACAAUGUGAUAGGGGUGAGACUUCUAACCCGUUAAGGCUGAGUACUACAUCUAAUUUUAUCGACAAAAGUCGGGGGUCGAGGGGGUCGAAUCCCUUCCCCCUAAAAAUUAUGGCUAUUUUAAUAUUUUUUUUGAUAUCAAAGGUUG
Spodoptera frugiperda (fall armyworm) is the source of this 2842-nucleotide messenger RNA. RefSeq names its product cylicin-1. The record is from RefSeq and is a predicted model, not a curated record. The coding region runs from base 130 to 2673 and encodes 847 amino acids. The transcript is spliced from 5 exons. NCBI's taxonomy places the organism in Eukaryota, Metazoa, Arthropoda, Insecta, Lepidoptera, Noctuidae.